AACACAUAAUCAGACCCAUUUUGUUUACCAGAAUCUACAGUAAAGAUGAGUGAACCAGAGCUGCUGCUGGACUCCAAUAUCCGGUUAUGGGUGGUCCUUCCAAUUGUUUUCAUAACAUUCUUUGUUGGGAUGAUUCGUCACUAUGUGUCCAUCUUGCUCCAAAGUGACAAAAAGCUUACUAGAGAGCAAGUGUCUGACAGCCAAGUCCUAAUUCGAAGCAGAGUCCUCAGAGAAAAUGGAAAAUACAUUCCAAAACAGUCUUUCCUGACACGGAAGUAUUUCUUCAAUAACCCAGAGGAUGGAUUUUUUAAAAAAACAAAAAGGAAGGUAGUGCCCCCUUCUCCAAUGACAGAUCCUACUAUGCUGACAGAUAUGAUGAAAGGGAAUGUAACUAAUGUUCUACCCAUGAUCCUCAUCGGCGGUUGGAUCAACAUGACCUUCUCGGGAUUUGUAACAACAAAAGUGCCGUUUCCUCUGACGCUGCGCUUUAAACCAAUGCUGCAGCAGGGAAUUGAGCUGCUCACUUUGGAUGCAUCCUGGGUGAGUUCUGCUUCAUGGUACUUCCUGAAUGUGUUUGGUCUGAGAAGCAUUUACACACUCAUCCUGGGUCAAGAUAAUGCUGCAGACCAAUCUAGGGUGAUGCAGGAACAGAUGACAGGUGCAGCAAUGGCCAUGCCUGCAGAUACGAACAAAGCCUUUAAGACGGAAUGGGAAGCGUUAGAAUUGACUGAUCAUCAGUGGGCAUUAGAGGAUGUGGAAGAAGAGCUCAUGGCCAAAGAUCUCCACUUUGAAGGCAUGUUUAAGGAAGAGUUACAGACCUCUAUUUUCUGAAAAUAAAGCUGAGUUUGAACAUAUGCUUUGCAUUUUCCUGCAAAAGGUGUUUAAAAAUGUUACUUACUAAAAUAUACUAUUACUUUUUGGUGCUCAGAAUAAAAGAGACCAUGUUGAGAACUGCAUUUAUCUAGCUUCCGCUCAAGCGUUAUUGUUCCCAUCUGUCUUUGGGCUAGAUUUGAUCCCAAGGGGAUCAGUAUAGGUUUCCAGAUCAAGUAAUACUGUACACUAGUAAAGCAGUCUUAAAGUAGAAAAUAUAACCAUGUCAGAAUAAGAAAUGCAGAACUGAAGUACCAAAAAAAAAAUAUCACUCAUCUUUCAGAAUCAGCCUCAGGGUUCAGUUUCAGUCUCAUCUUUAUAAUCUUUUUCCUGUUUUAUCAAUUAUUGUUUUCCUCUGAGAAAACUGUACAAAAUAAAAAACAGUGUUUUAACACUAAAAAAA
Molecule: messenger RNA, 1273 nt
Organism: Pelodiscus sinensis (Chinese soft-shelled turtle)
Lineage: Eukaryota; Metazoa; Chordata; Testudines; Trionychidae
Source: RefSeq, a predicted model, not a curated record